Molecule: messenger RNA, 8717 nt
Organism: Myxocyprinus asiaticus (Chinese sucker)
Lineage: Eukaryota; Metazoa; Chordata; Actinopteri; Cypriniformes; Catostomidae
Product: progranulin-like
Exons: 22
Coding region: 199-2190 (663 amino acids)
Cellular component (GO): extracellular region
Source: RefSeq, a predicted model, not a curated record
UGCAAUCACGUGAUAACAUACAAAUACACUCAAACUCAACAGAGGAGAGAUACUCGCUUCACUGCACAUUUAUCAUCCAACACAAACUAUUAUUUUCAUCUGUCUUGUGAAAGUACGGGCAAGAAAGGAGGAGUUCAUGGGUAUCAAUCUGACAUUUUGAACAGUAUUAGUUUCGUAGAACUGCUAUUACAGAAAACAAUGACUUGUCAGGUGCGUGCUGUUUUCGCAGCAUUACUGUGUGUGUUUCUGAACGUAUGCAGUGCUCUGAUUUGUCCUGAUGGGGGAAUGUGUGAAGAUGGAAACACCUGCUGCCAAACACCAACAGGAGGGUACGGCUGCUGCCCUCUUCCUAACGCAGAAUGCUGUUCAGAUCACUUGCAUUGCUGUUAUGAAGGCACUCUGUGUGACUUGGAACAUUCUAAGUGUGUGAACAAAACACAUGUUUUAGACUGGGUGGUAAGAGUCGCUGCGAAGCAGCAAGCUGUGGUUUGUCCGGAUCAAGUGUCCGAGUGUCCUGACGACACCACCUGCUGUCAGAUGCCUGAUGGGAGCUGGGGCUGCUGUCCUAUGAAAAAUGCUGUGUGUUGUGAAGAUAAGCGACACUGCUGUCCUGAGGGAACAACCUGUGACCUUGAACAUUCAAUGUGUUUGUCAGACACCUAUGGCCCCUCCCCCCUCUGGAGGAAGUUUGCCGCCCAUCGUAGGAUGCCGUUGGAGAGAAAAGCAGAAAAAAUAGUUCCCUGUAAUGAAACGGUAGCAUGUGAAAGUGGUACCACCUGCUGUAAAACAGAAGGCGGCACCUGGGCGUGCUGCCCCCUACCGGAGGCCGUGUGUUGUGAGGAUCAUGCCCACUGCUGUCCACAUGGCACUGUGUGUAACCUCGCUGCGGCCACUUGCGAUGACCCUGCUGACCUUUUGAUGUCUGUACCCUGGGUAAAGAAGGUGUCCACUUUUCCAAUAGCUCCAGAAUCACCCAAUCAGAAAUGUGACGAGACGAUGUCAUGUCCCGGUGAUUCUACAUGCUGCAAACUAUUGACUGGAGGCUGGGGGUGCUGCCCACUGCCACAAGCAAUUUGUUGUGAAGACCAUCUCCACUGUUGCCCCCAUGAUACUGUGUGUAAUCUGGCUGCCAGUACCUGCGACAGUGCCAGUGAUCAGGGUCCCCGUUUUUCUGUGCCUUUGGUGAGAAAGAUUGCAGCAGUGACCCUGCCAUCACAGAAUCAAAACUGCGAUGAAACAUCACUCUGUCCAACAGGGACAACCUGUUGCAAAUUAAACACGGGGGCAUGGGGAUGCUGCCCUCUGUCACAGGCUGUGUGCUGUGAUGAUCAGGAGCACUGCUGUCCACAGACCUACAAGUGUGACCUGACUCACAAAACCUGUGUUUAUCCUGGUCUUACCAGCAUACCCUGGUUGAAGAAGCAGCCUGCACUGAGCGUGACACAGCAGUCUGAACCUAAUGUUGUUGCUCCAGCACUGGCUGGUAAGGGGCACAGGCACAUGUGUGAUGAUCACACCAGCUGUCCCAGAGAUGAUACCUGCUGCUUUAUGAACAAACUCGGCAAGUGGGGCUGCUGUCCUUUGCCAAAGGCGGUGUGCUGCAAGGAUGGCGAUCACUGUUGCCCAAGUGGUUACACGUGUAAUGAGAAGAAAACAUCAUGCACUAAAGACUACCAUGAGAUCCCCUGGUACAGGAAACAGGAGGCAAGGGUAACUGAGAGGUCAGAGGUGUUGUCUGGUGUUGAAGAUGUGAAGUGUGAUUCUACAACCAGUUGUGCAUCUGGAUCUACCUGCUGUAAAUUACCCACAGGGGAGUGGGGAUGUUGCCCUCUUGUUAAGGCUGUGUGUUGUUACGAUCAUAAGCACUGCUGUCCACAGGGCUACACCUGCAACCUAGAGUUUGGAACCUGCAUUAAACCGUCAGAUGUGCACACUGUCGCUCUGAUACAAAAACAUAGACACUCAAACACACAGUCAGAAGAGGAGGUGGUGUGUGACGCGUCAACACGCUGCUCGAACACACAGACCUGCUGUAGACUGUCAGACACUACGUGGGCCUGCUGUCCAUAUAAAGAGGCGGUAUGCUGCAAUGAUAUGAAACACUGUUGCCCUAUGGGAUACAAAUGUGACCCAAAAGUGAAAGGUUGCACUAAAGAAUCCUCACUCACUUGGUGGGAGAAUUCUCUUUAAGUGAAACUGAAAACACAAACAUAUGUCCACCCACCACUGACUGACACGGAACCACAACUACAUACAUAAUGCAUACAUCCAGUACUUUACACACGAACCCAACAAUACAUGUUGCAUACAUUAUUGUCUUUUAAGAUGCCCGCUAUGUAAUAAGGGACUAUGCGUCUAGUUUUUAAAAACGUAGUUUUUUUUUCCUGGAGUAAAAUGUGUAGAACUUUACUUUAAAGCGGAAUAAACUGAAAAACUGUUUGUUUAAAGUCUCGGAUUGAAACAGAUUCUGCUGAAAUGAAACUGAAAAAAGAAAUUAAUAAUAACAAAAGUUAAUUCACUUUAAAGAUCAGCCCACACUGAGUUCUGCAAGUUUCCCUGUUGCUUAAGAAAUUCAGAGUACAGAAUACAGAAUCAUUUAAAGCAGAAUUCAAGAAUGCAAGACAGUGAACUGAGAGCAGAACUAGAAUGGAUUAUGUGAGGCUGAAACAUUCUCAAAAAUCCCCCCAAAAAGUUGUCUAGAUUGUCUAAACAAUGUAGCUAAAUAACUAAACCGAAAACUGUAAUCCGAGACUUUUUAGGCUGAUAGGACACAUCAGAACCUUGAUGGUUUUAACAUCUGAUUCUGAAAGAUUUUGUUCCAAAAUUAUAACUGCGACUGCAUUUGAGCCAUGACAAGAAUUGAAGUGGACAACCAUUUCAAUCCUGUCAUACCUGGUGUUAAAGCCUCUGUUAAAUUUCACAUGUUUUAAUGAAGUAAAAUUACCUGCUUUUCAAUUUGCAAGUUUCUAUAGGAUUAGUGAAGUCAGAAGCGCUCAAAUGCAUUUUGAAAGAUUUAUCAAUACCUGAAAUAGUAUGUGUCAUCCUCAAUAUUCACUACAACUGCUUGCUUUGCUUUUGUGUUUUUUGUUUUGGUUGUUUUAUGUCUGAUUUUUAGUUUUCAAUUUGUUGACCUGUGAUACAAUGAGGUCAUAUUGAUUUUUUUUUAUUUUAAUUUUUUUAUUAUUAGUUGUUGAAGUAGAUUUGUUUGUUUUGGGGUUAAUAAUUUUACCAGCAAAAAACUCUGAAAUUAAACACUUUAAAAUAGAUCAUGCUGACUCAUUCAUUUCUUGGAUGACUGUUUUGAUAAACUCUGUCUGGUUGCCAUGGUGGAUGUGAUUGGCCACUCAUUGCCUAUUGUUGCUGAGGUUUGUGAUCCAAAGAUGAAUGGAAUAUCUAGGAAGUGUUUUUACAAGGAUUAUGGGAGGAUUUCUCACCAGUUUAACUAAUGAUAAACACAAAACAGCAUAAAAAUGUGAAAAAUAAUGGGAGGAAAAGUUCCUUCAGUGUUUGCCUUUUGACAAGUGUUUGAGUUUUAAGAGCGACUUUAACCAAUCAGAGAGGCUGACAUGGAUAUUCUAAAUGGAUAUUCUAGUUACUUCAUAUAUAUGGUGUUUGCAGAUUUGCAAUGAAUUCUCAUCUUGUCUUGGCUUCCCUAGUGGACAAAAUUGGUAGUACAUAUUUCAUAUGUCAAUCACAGUUCAUUAUUUUAUUUUGCUGUGAAUGGAAAUUGAUUAAAUUUGGCAUGUGUCCUCAGAGUGUCCUGUAGUCCAUGUCUACCAAAUUUUGUGAAAUUUUGACAUUGCUUUCAAAUUAAGUCAGUUGGUUUUGCCCGACUCCGGGAAUCAGAGAAAACAUUUUAUUAUAGCCCAUAAGCUUCUGAAGAUAUUGUUGAAAAUGUAAAAGGGUUUAUUAUAGCACCAUCUAGGGUGGAAUGGGGAUGUUUAUGUGCGCCUGUGAGUAGUGUGGGGAGUGGGGGGAUUUAGAACCAUCCUGCAAAAUUUGGUGUCUCUAGGACUUGAAGUUUUUGCUGCCCAGAUGCUUUUAGAGAAGAAGCUUCAGUUCUUGGACCCCUAAUUUUAACAUUAUCAUGGGGUAUGUCCCCAUUUAGAUAGCUAAUGAAAUGUGUGUGUUGGUUCUAGACCAGAAAGGUGUGAAUGUUGUUAAGUAUGUGCAGUUAUGUUGAAAUUGGAAACCAGGAAAAACCGAAGGAGAAAAAUGUCAUUGUCUGACAGUUUAACUACAACAAACAGCAAUUGGAAAUCAAAGUUCAAGGUAAAAAACAAACAAACUUAGAGACAGAAAAAAAGCUGAGGAAUGUUGGACUCUGAUAAAUGAUCUGGUGUGAAAGUGAGCGACUGAGACAGCUGCUGGGCGAGGGAUGAGGCAGCUCCAAACGUGCCAAAUGUCACUAUGCUAUUAAUAUACUUAAGGCAGCAGCUCUCCAGUGAACACUACAUAGGGAACACAGUAUCUGUGAGUGUUUGUCAAAUUAAGAGGGAUGGAAGUUACAACGCUUUUCUUGGGAAGGUUCCCUCCAAAACAUAGAUCCUCAGUCAAAAUACUUGAAACUCUUGUUAUUUGCCCCAGUUAUCUCAUUGGCCUCCAUUCCAGCCAGGAGGACAGAGGAAUGGCCAUACUGACCACGUCUCACUCCAGCAGGCUUCAGGAGGUCUCUACACUGGCAUAUCUGGAUUAGGGGACUUCAACGUCGGGCAAAGAGUGUGGAGACGAGGCAAGAGCUGUGGAAGAAUGAGAGCAAGUGGCCACGGAAGAAGUAGGGAUAUCAUUCAUCAUGGCACAGCCAAGAGAUGAGGAAUGUCAAACCUUUGGCUUAAAACAUGUAGAAAACAGCAUUAUCCAGUUGUGCCUUAGCAACAGGUUCCUGUCAAAGAUGAAAAGAGAGAUGAAAGCUACACUCUGUUCCCUCCAAAAACUUCAAGAAACAUAGAACAGAGACUGAAGACACAAGCACAACACAUGUAGAGACACAAACAGUGGACAAAUGAGCUGGAAAGACAGAGCAAAAAAGAGAAGAAUAAGAUCUGAAGAAAAUGUUAGACAGAUAAGAGAGGAUCCUUCUGUAUUCUCUGAACAUAAGAACGACUGCACCUCAAGAUGUUCCAAACACAGAAUCCAGGGUGUCGACAGGUUCUCAUCCACUCCAGAGCACUUAUCUUGGCUUCAACAGGUCACUCAAACUCCAGACAACCAAAAUGCUAGCGUCCAUCUCUGCAGUUGUCCUCAGGAAGGCAACAUUAGCAUUUCCCAUUUGUGCCUUCACAAGUUGGAGGUUGACUUCCCUUCUAUCUUGGAGUCUCAUCGCACAAUAGACUCAGAGUCAGCAUAUAUUUAUGCUGAAAGUAUCAAAGGCUGUUAUUCUUCUUGCUGUACCUUUCUAGGAGACUGUGAUACCCACAAUCUCCAUGCCAAAGUUCACAUAAGUAACAGGCAAGAUCCUGUAUCUGUCUAGAACAGCUUUGAUAAAGCAGAAUGUAAAGACUCUGAUAAUUUGUACAUGUUGAGUGACUAUAAAUCGACCAGUAACGCUCCAAAUCUUCACAUUACAGUGCCAGGCUUAACACUAACUGCUUUGAGUCUUUCUCAGAUGAUGGGGAUUUUGACUCGUAUUUACACAGAUUGGGAUACGGAUUUCUGUCACAGUCUUGCCAAGGCAGAAUGGGGUUCAGCUUCCUCUAUAUUCAGCAAAAGUUCUGAGAGUUCAUGCUACACCGCUGACUGUGAAUCCGAUUCCUCAUUGUUCCAUUUACAGUUGAACCUACAGCUCUGAUUCUAACUGUUAAGUCAUCUUUUAAAGGUUUUGAAAAGAUUCACUUUGACUCACUCAACAAACAUUCCAAAAAUGGAUCCUGUGAGGUGUUUGUGCCAGAAUUUGAGGGUUGCUUUGACUGUUAUAUUAAAAAAGUUGUCUGCAGAGUCAAAUUCGUCGGACCCAGAGUCCAUUUUUUUGGUGGAUUGUCCCGAGCUGGAUAAAAGUGAACUGUGUGGAUUUGUGACUCAAACAGACCGCUGCCACUUCUCAGGAUUUUUUCGUGAGAUGAUUAAAGAAGCAACACAGAAGAAACACCAGGAGAAAAUGAAUGUAAAUGAGGGGUUUCUAUUCCACCCCAAGCAGUUUCUCUAGGUGAAGAACUCAAAAUAUCAAGAGGGUCAUGAAUAUUCACUUCUUCGCCACAUCCAGAAUGGGUCAUAUGGAGAUGUCUUCAUCCGAGACAAACAAAUAGGAUUUACAUGUGCUGCCAAGAGGAUUCCUCUUUGUAGCAUUAGGUGAGAGAAGUGGAAACAUGGAGCCGACUGGACUCUCCUCGUGUCAUCCAGCUGUAUGGAGCCAUGAGAGAAGGAGCCAAUGUGAUACUCUUCAUGGAUCUAAAAAGAGAUUAUCAGUGAGCCCCCUCCUUUUGUGAGAGAUUCCUUCUGACUGUGACCCACUGACCUGUGAUGCCAUCAAAACGGGGCUGGUUAAGGAGCCAAAAGAGAGAGACUCGGCAUCCGAACUGCUGCAAAAGACUGAUAAAACACUCAGAACAUGUGCAGACUGUUACAAAGCACUUAUGAUUGCAACGAAAUGUGCAUGCUUUUAAAGUACCAAUGUACAUUAAACCAUUGGCAUAUGUUAUGCACCUUCAGUAUGUGGGCUCUCUGGUCCUGAAGCAUCAAUCAGGCAACAUUUAGCACCUGUCAAUGAGGACUGGCCGAACGUGAGCUUGCGAGAGAUAUCUGUCCCAAUUGCCAAGUCAACUUUGACGACCCUAGACUUCACAGUCAAAACAACAGCUCCUACCUUCUCAAAUGCCCUUUCAGCACCUUCAAUCCUCUGUGUGAGCACAUGGAGAGACAGAGCUGUAAAUGAGGAUGAAUUGGACUCGGCGGCAACAGACUCAACAGAGGAGGGCAAAUGGGACGAGGAUGGAAAGAAACCUGUGGAAAAAGGACAAAACGAGCAGCUGGAUGGAGAUAUUCUGGGGGGCAGAGGAAAACAAUGAGGGAAAUGUUGAACAAAACUAUGAGAGAGAAACCGGCAAGCUCGAAUCAGACUAAGAGACAGACAUGUGUGAUAAAUACAUAUCAGAAGUCAAAGAGAACUGUGAAGAAACAAAAGAAUGGACAGAUGAAAUGCGUGCUGAAGAAAGCAAAACCAGUGGUGUUCUUGAUAAUUUCCUAGAAAAGAGAGUUGUGUUUGGAGAAUAUGGUGAAAUGGUAGACGAGGUGUUUUAGAAGCAGAGAGCUGUGAUGGAGAGAUCAGAAGUCUUGUGAGCGAUGGAGAGAUUUAUGACGAGGUGGAGAGUGAUUUGGAGAGUCUUCGAGAGGUGGGAAGCGAUUGUGCGCAGGAGGAAUGGGAACUGUUCCUAAAGUUAUAGACACUUUAUCACCCAAAAGAAGCUCACCCACAAAGUGAAGAAGACCACUACACUGAUUCCGACGAAGAGUCGGUCACACUGAAGAAGAACGAAUGACUAUAUGACUUCACAGAGCAAAAAGUGACAAGUUUACCUGAUUCUCGCAGAGCACAACCUCUCACCUGUACCAGCCACUGUGACUGUGAACAAGACCUUACUGAUGAGGAUUCUGAUGAUCUGAGCUCAGGGGUUUUCUCCUCCUGAAGCACUACAGACGGUCAAAGCUUCAAUGUCAAUUGGUCAGUGUCAAUGGAUCAGACAUCAUCUUGCUACUUUGAAGGACUUGGGGUGGAUAUAUGGGUGGAAGAUGUAAGCGGCGAGAGUUUAAAGAUCAGAGAGAGGCCGCAAGUGAAAAUCGGACACAUUGCCGUGGGGAUAAGCGAGCAGAUAUCUAUGAGAACCUUCAGUUUGGCCACCCUGGAUGGGCAGCUGGUUUCUCCAGACACAGAGGUGUGUGAGUCAGGCAUGUGGUUGCAGUGUGUCCCUGCUCCUGACAGAAACCCCAAUUGGGACUGGAGGGUCAGAGAUGGAAAACUAGAGCUGCAAGGCUAUGAUGAACAUUCAACAUUGCCACUCUUGCAAGAGUGACCUCCACAAACAGUCUGGAGUUUUAGAUGUUAAAUUCUAUUUUAGCUGAUACUCACUUUAUUUGUUUUUGGUUUUGUUAAUCAAUUCAGUCCAGUUGCAACUUCAUGCAAUGUGAGCAAAUGUGUAAUAACUUGUAGUUUUAUUGAAGCGGUAACUCACAAUUAAGUAUUUUUGAGAUUUUUAACUAGUUUAAUCCUUGUGCGACCUUUGGGACAUUUUUGCUAUUUUUGUUUUUUAGAUAAUUUUGGCUGUGUAAAUGCUAAUGGCAUAAAUAUUGCCAAAGGUGUGUAUUUUUGGGGGAAUUUUUAUAUUUCAACCUCAGUUCCUAUAAUACAUCUAUAAUACACUGUGUACACAAAAUAGUUACACUCAGGACCUUAAGGACAAAAAUGUCCCCAUUAAAACCCAUUAAAACUGCAAUAUUUGAUCCCAGUGCCAUUAAAACAUAAAAUCAUGAAUUCUAUGAUAUUAUGCUUUCAUUCAGGAGCCCUGGCUUCAAAAUUAAAAAUUGUAAUAUUUUACUCCAGAUUGUGCCAUUUUUCUCAUGUUUAGCCUAUGGAGCAAAUACAUGCUUUUCUCCUAUUUUCUGUUUGCUGUAUUAUAGAGCACUGCAGGCCAAGUGAAUAAAUGAUGCAGCUAAAAUUGUGUGGGUGUGUUGGAAUGGAUGGCAGAGUAUGUUUUGUAUGUGUGUAUUGAGAAAUGUGUGUGUGUGUG